AUGACUGCGCGCGGCCGGCCGGAGCGACUCCCGCGGGCUGGUUCCACCGUGGCGGCGGGGAGCAGUCGGGCUGCCCUCCCGGACCCCAACAACCGAACCGGGCAGGGGGCGACGGAGACCCGCAGGAGCCCGCAUGGCCGCGCUUCCCGACCCUCGCUUUCCCCUCCGAGCCGCGGCCCAAACCGAAGCGCAGUUCGAACCGUCCCACAGGUUCUUUGCAGGCGGGGUCCACCCCCUCCCCCGCACCCGACGGAGGAGAAGCAGGAGGAAGAGGAGGAGGAGGUAGAAGGGCGCGAUAGGGGCGUGGGAGUGGUGCGGGCGGCCUUGCCGCGGUUCCUUCCCGGCUCGGGAGCGCACCGCCGCAAGCCCCAGCGCGCUCUCGCCCCUGCCCCGCACCCCCGAGCGGCCCCGGGCCCUGGGCUCCGCUCCACCCCUUCGCCCGCUGCCCGCGCCCUUCUGCGGGACCCUCGGGGCGCCUCCCCUGUGGUCCGCGUCCUUCCGACCUCCGCUCCAUCCCGUCAGGUUCUCCCUGAGCGGAUCAGCGCCGGCGGCAGGGAGAAUCGGAGAGACCGCAGGGGAAAAGGGCUUCCUGGGUUUUCGGUUAGGCUGGCUCAGCUUGACCUUACGCUGGCCGGAGUGGCUGAGCGCCAGAACGACGGAAGGGCGCGAGCUUCACGCAUUUUGCUAAGGGUUUGGGUUGGUCUUCAGAAACGGGGGGCGUGGCGGGGCGAGGGUACACAAGCCAGACAAAGCCGUGCACAAAUUAUCCUUGAAAGAAGACGGAGCCGUGUGAAUCCUGCCGGAACAGAUGACGCAAACUGUUUACAGGACGGAGCUGCCAGUCUUACCGACAUUAGAGCAAGAAGCUAUACCUGGCGGGUGGAGUACGGGGGGAUCGUUUUUCAGUCUCACUUUAAGGGAACUUUCAGAGACACGUGCACAGGGUUCUGUAAACCCCUCGUGCAGGCCACCCGAAGGCGCCCGUCGUGGGGCAAACCCGGCCCAAGGCACUGUUCCCUUCCCCGCCUGCGCCUUGCGCGUGCUGCUUCAGUGCCGGACCCAGCAGCCCGCGGGACUCCCCACCGGCUUCAGCCAGGGACACUGGCUUGCAUAUCUGCUUACCGAGUCAAAAGCCUUAAACCUCUGACUGGCGUGGACAAUGAAGCUUCUGUCAAAUUUAUACUAGAGAACAAAAGGCACAGAAGGAAAAGAUGAAAAAUUAGAACAUUUUCUUAUUGGGAAAGCCCUGGAUAAACAACUAAGCCAGCGUCUGGAGAGACAUAAGUGUCUACAGGAAGAAAUGGAUAGAACAUUUGCUUAUGCCAGGAGGAUACUGCUUAAUACAACGUAAACUGUAACUGAAGCCAAAAGCCACACCACAUCCCUCACCAAAAGGAAAACAAUCAACUGAUCUGGAUCACUUUCUGAGCUGUGAAUUUUCUCCCUGGGUUCUGCCUACUUACCCCGUCUCCAACCUCAUAGGACCUAAGGACAGCCUAGCAAGGCAUUACCUUGUUUGUGGGUGAGCAUUCCCAGAGGUCUGGGGAUCCCAAGGCCCAGCUCCUCACAGGCCACUCUGGGAAUGUGCUCGAUGGCCCUGACCUGGACACCCUAAGGCCCCACCUGACUCUCAGGGGGUAUGCUGGUGGGAGGUGGGCGUUUCAGAGGGAGAGAGGCGUGCUCAGGGCUGGAGGAGGAGUGGGGGCCAAACAAUGUAUAUAUGUAAAAUGUAUACAGAUGUUAUAAAAACAACACAGGUAGGAAACAGAGCUACUUAGCAGCAGAAUUUUUUGUAUACUAUAGAAACUUAGUUGACACUAAUUAAAACUAGAUUAUUAUAAAUUAAGGUAUUAGUUGUA
Molecule: messenger RNA, 1859 nt
Organism: Chinchilla lanigera (long-tailed chinchilla)
Lineage: Eukaryota; Metazoa; Chordata; Mammalia; Rodentia; Chinchillidae
Exons: 7
Coding region: 1-1215 (404 amino acids)
Source: RefSeq, a predicted model, not a curated record